ACAUGGCGGCUCCCGAGAAAGGCAUGGCCAGACUUACCGGUGUAAGCAAUACUACUAGUUUUCAGAAAAAAUCCCGCAGCAAAUUAGUUUCUAUCCCAGGAACCAGACCGUCUGUACAAAACGGGCAGCUCAUAGUUUCCACCGGUGUCACCUCGCUUGACUACGUCAUUGGUGGUGGCCUGGCAGUUGGAACCCUGCUACUUGUAGAGGAGGACCGCUAUGACAGCUACUCCCGUAUGUUGCUCAAGUACUUCCUGGCAGAGGGAGUUGUGUGUGGACAUGAACUCUUCCUGGCAUCUGCCCGACAUCACCCUGAUGAGAUCAUGCAGGAACUCCCUUCAUUGAUUGUGGAUGAUGUUGCCAAUCUGAAAACCAAUGAGGGUCAGCCUCAGCCAUGUAAACCAGAAAAUCCAGACACAAUGAAAAUCGCCUGGCGCUACCAAAACCAGCCCAGAGUUCAGACUGCAUUGACUUCAUCAUUGAGGUUUGGACAUUACUAUGACAUUUCCAAGACCAUGAAGCCAGAAGUCCGUCAAGCAGCAAAGUGCCACAGUUUUUAUCCACUGCAGGAAACACCAGCAACCACAAAAACAAGUUUGCUGCCUUCACCCUAUCAUGCUCUCCUGAAGUCCAUUCAGGCGGUCAUCCAUAAAGAAGGGUUUGAUGGAUCCACACCACAGUCUAAGGUCCGAAAUGUCCUACGGCUGGGUCUUCACUCUCUGGGGUCAGCAUUAUGGGGAGAUGAUCUGUGCUGCAAGGAUAACCCCGCCCACCGCCACACCCUCACCACCUUCCUUUAUGGCCUCCGGGGCCUGUUACGCAAUUCACUCUCGGUCGCCAUGGUGACAGUACCCUCCCCCCUCAUACAGAACAGAACCGAAAUGGGACGGAUAAUCAGACUAAGUGACACUGCCAUUGCUCUGGAAUCAUUCAGAGGUUCAGAGAAUGAGACCAAUACACUUUACAAAGACUACAACGGUCUCCUGCAUGUUCGCCAGGUUCCGCGUCUUAACUGUCUGACGUGUGAGGUACCCGAUAUGAAAGACUUGGCUUUCAAACUCAAAAGGAAGCAGUUCACAAUUGAGAGACUGCAUUUGCCUCCAGACCUGUCAGAGACGGUGAGUUGAGUGAGUAAAUCAGAACUGGCAGCAGGAUGUUGUACCACUGCCACGGGCAACAAGCACCUAGAUUUCUAGCGUUUUCCCUCCCUCCUGUACCCUUCCCCUUUUCAAUUCCCAACACAGUGAUGUUCAAGGGCGGGAGAGCUACACUUCACUAGAACUAGGUUAUGGUCACAGCUGUACUGACAUGGUUACCGUGAUUCCUAGUCUUAAAACGGCACAUUGUUUAGUAAAUACACAACAUGGUGAAGGAUGCAAGUCCCAAUGGUAACUUGGUGGCAUGCAGAACUACAAAAACCUGUUGCUAUCUUUGGAUAGCUCAAGGAUGUGAUGCAAAUAAUUUUAACAUGGUUUGUGUACUGUCUUUUCAGUGCAUUUGAGAAUUUCUGCAUGAGCUGUGUCUGGCUUGCUGAUGUUCAUUAGCUUGUUGGCUAAUAAAUAUAUGCAGUCAAUAAAUGUUCUAAAAGUGCUGCAAAAAAGUCAUGGUUUUUCUUGAUUAAUUUAAUUUUACAUGUUGAAUACAAAUUAAACUGUAUCAACAGUAUCUGAUGCCUGAUGUCAUAUACCAUAGAAAAAAAUUCAGACUCCUCCUUCAGUGUUUUAAAAAAAAACAGCAUACAAAUCCUUAAUAGUUAUGUGCUUACAGUGUAAGUCUAUGGGACAGCGUGGAACAAGUGCCACAUAGAAGUGGAUUUCCAGAUUUGUUCUGGGGUAAUUCCUAUGUCUCCGAUGUUCUAGUGCUUAAAUUGUAUAACCUAGAGCAUUCGUUUAAGCUGAAUGAUUAUAUUCUGGGUUUAUAAUCUUGAUCUGUUCAGGAUAUAAUUAAUUAAAGCAUGGAAUGUUUUCUUUUGAAAACAUUGAUUAUACAUGUACUUUAAGCCCUUUGUCAUUUAUUUGGUUCUUUUCACUGGACAAAUAAAGAAUCUAUGUCUUCAAAUUGUUCUCAGUCUCCCAACAGAUGGUUGCCAGUGUGUUAGAACUCUUAAACUCAGAGAUGAGAGACACUGGUGCAAAUCUAUGAGGCCGCACUUCAUAGCUCAUCAGGGCAGCUACACACAGUCUUUGUGUUUUUAUGACAGGUCCAUGGCGAUGAAUUAGGUCAGAGGUUGUCAUGGAAAUAUAUUCAAAUACAAGACUGGAGAUGUUUUUUUUUGUUUUUUUUUGCUUUGGUGAUAUCAUUUUGAGCACUCUUGUUUUCUGAGAGUUGCCUUAGUACUUCGCUUUUCGCCGUUUUCACUUUACUGUCAUAUCUCAUGCAUUUGUGUGAAUGUUUAAAAUGGAAGAUAGCUAUUUUAUAUAUAUAUAUAUAUAUAUAUACAUGUAUAUUCUUGAUAUGUACCAUUUUCUUAAGACAGUAUCUUCCAAAGUCCAAAAUAAGAUGUAAUAAUUUGCCAUGUUAUUACUGUAUAAUAAGAGCUUUUUUGCAUUUGUAAUAUUCAGAUUUACAUUUCAGCUGACUUGACCUUGCUUGACUUUGCUUGAAAUGUAUUUGUAAUGAAAAAAAUCCCAUCAUGCACAAAUUAUUCAUUUUUGGUGUUGAAUAAAUCUGCUUGUGACUGCUUGUGACUGCAUUUACGAGACCGACGUGUUAAGUGUGUUCAUAUGCACACAUUACCUUUUCAUAGUCUUGUUUUCAUUAUCUGUUAAUGGAUUUAGCUGUGUCAGUGUUCACAGUCUUCAUUGUAACAAUCUGAAUGUAUGUUUACUACUAUAGAUCCUAAAUUAUGGACUUUUUUUGGGGACCUCAAUUUAUUUUGAUAUGUUGUAGAAGUGAGAUCAGCAGACUUUGAUCCAGUUCUUUUAUAAUGUUUCUGACACAUAACUUGUUUUUUUUUUUUUUACAACAUCAACAAUUUCGUUUAUAAUGUAUAUCUAUAAGAUAAAGUGUGCCAUUUAGGGGCUUUAUUUUGAUUUUAUUUAUUUAUGUACUGUAUUAUUUAUUUAUAUUUACAAUUUUUAAUCACAGUUACUUUAAUUUAUUUGUAUUUUAUUUGUAUUUAUUUUUUGUACAGUUCACUAAAAAAAGUCCUGUGACAUGAAAAAUGAAUUUUUCAAAAGUACAAUUAUUUCAUGUGUUUUUUCGAUUAAAAUGAGCUCAAACCUUAAACAGCAUUUUGCUAAUUCUUUUGUAGUUAUUAUGUAUGCAGUUUAUUUUUAUUUUUUUAUUUUUUUACCAUAUUUAUUAAAAAACUACAUGGAAUAGUUUUACUUGUAAUAAUUCAUUUGUCACACUGCAGGACCAUUUCAAAUGAACUAGUGAAGAUCAUGGACAUAUUAUUUGUCAACUGUCCAUGUUCAAUACUGAAAACUCUUCUUGGUCGUCCGAUAAAGAGCAUGUAGCUUGAAAUGUCAUGUUUUUGUCUCUUGGUAAGCUUUUUAAAUUUAUUUGAGAGUAACUUUGGUGUGUGUUUUCAUCUGUAUAUUUUUGAGUCAUGCACCUGCAUCAACAAAAAAAUGUUUUCCAUGAUUUUUGACUCUUGUUGGUAGUGAAAUAUAACAGUUCUGUCCCAGUAUUAAAACA
Messenger RNA from Myxocyprinus asiaticus (Chinese sucker), 3642 nucleotides. Its product is annotated as elongator complex protein 4-like. Bases 3 to 1127 code for a protein of 374 amino acids. Lineage: Eukaryota; Metazoa; Chordata; Actinopteri; Cypriniformes; Catostomidae. Gene Ontology annotation, biological process: tRNA wobble uridine modification. Gene Ontology annotation, cellular component: elongator holoenzyme complex; transcription elongation factor complex; cytoplasm. The transcript has 10 exons. The record is from RefSeq and is a predicted model, not a curated record.